AUGUUCAAACUUGCGAUUCUAUCGGUCGCCAUUGUGUCCGUCGCAGCCCACCUCCCGGCUCUGAACACCGUUCAGGAUGCCCGUCUCCAGGCCAAUAGCUUGUUGAGAUGCUGGGAGCCAAUGGACGAGAAGAACCCAUCGGCCGGAUACGCCUUGAGUGAGCCGCUCUACACACUGUGCUCAUACAUGCCAGAUCCAAAGGAGUACGAGAAGUUCUACGUGAACGGUGUCGACGAGUCUUCCGACGACUACACCAACAUCUACAAAAUGUUCACUGAUGUCGCUGAGCGUCACGCAGUUCUCAACGUCUGCCUUCAAGAGGGAUUCCAAUUCCACGCCGAAACCCACCCAUCUCAAAUCAGCUUGAGAUGUCUCUGCAAGCGUGACGGAUGCAAUGUGCCAAAGCACCUUCUGACCUUCCUCGACUACAACAAGAAGAUCAUCCCCCAACAUUAA
Messenger RNA from Caenorhabditis remanei, 456 nucleotides. RefSeq lists its product as uncharacterized. The record is from RefSeq and is a predicted model, not a curated record. Lineage: Eukaryota; Metazoa; Nematoda; Chromadorea; Rhabditida; Rhabditidae. Bases 1 to 456 code for a protein of 151 amino acids. The transcript is spliced from 2 exons.